Postia placenta MAD-698-R-SB12 is the source of this 2700-nucleotide messenger RNA. RefSeq lists its product as hypothetical. The record is from RefSeq and is a predicted model, not a curated record. The transcript is spliced from 11 exons. The coding region runs from base 1 to 2700 and encodes 899 amino acids. NCBI's taxonomy places the organism in Eukaryota, Fungi, Basidiomycota, Agaricomycetes, Polyporales, Adustoporiaceae.
AUGCCUACCUGCAGGCGCAAACGCGUGCUGCUCACAGAGCCCUCUCCGGAGCUCCUCUCCGCUCUCAAGACUGAUCCAAUCAAGGAGGUCUACUACCUAGCCCAGACUGGAGAAAUAUUCGAGACAUACGAGACAUAUGCUGCGCGGAUGUCGUUCUAUCGCCUCAAACAGUUCCAAUGUGAAGUCACCGGCAAGAGCGGUUUGGACUACUUCCAGGCCCUUGAGAGUGAAAGACAAGAAGCUCGCACCAUGCACUCGAGGUUCCCCGACCCUCUCAAAGCUGCCGUCCUGAAAGCCGUGCAGUGGCUUGCCGAGGAUCUCAAAGUCUCGGUCAAGGAUUCCAUCGCGAAGGAUGAUCCAACCAAGUACGAUUACACGGUCCAGAUUCUGGAUGAGGAUCAGCAGCCUGGCUCGGGGAGAAGCCACGAGAGGAGCAAAGGGAAGGACGCAGCGAAGUGGAGCGGAACGUGCUUGCGGGUAGGAUGUUCCAUGAUGAGUCGCGACCGUCUAACAUUCUCGAAAUCAAUCCUACGGCGCUUCAUUCGUGACUGCGUUGACCGGGCCCCAGCUGUGGCUUCGCCAUGGACCGUUAAGCCAGCGAUUGCCGAGCGGUACGGUGUCGACACGGUGAUGCCAGAAGAAACGAGACGGGGAGUUGAAAGCAUCAAGAAGGGUGAGAUCGACAAACGGAAGAAGGUCUGGGAGGACAAGGAAGGUCCUGCGACGAAGAAACAAAAGAAGAUGACCGCAGCUGCCGAGGAGAAGGUGAAAGCCCUCGCUGCCGUUGCUGAGAAAAGGGAGCGCGACGCACGCGAGAAAGCGGAGAAACUACAGAAAGCUAAGGAAGAGAAUGAACGACUCGCCGCUGAGAAAAAGAAAAAGAAGCCUAUACGAUACCCAACAGAGGACCUGGAUGUUGUCAUUGGGGAUAGAGAAAAGAAGGCUGGCAUGAAACUGAAACGACCUGUGCCAAGCUAUGUCUCAAUGCCCUUCGGUAACGAUACAACCUCGAACGAGGCCUUCCUCAUGACUUGGAACUUCCUUGUUGUAUAUGGGCAGCCUCUACAUUUAUCGCCGUUUACGAUGGAUGAGUUUGAGCAGGCUCUGCGGCACUCAAUACCCGACGUGCCGUGUACUCUGCUGGCGGAGAUACACGCGACGCUAAUUUACAACUUGCGCACUGUUCCCUUCAAUCGGCAUAGCGCAGCGGUGUCCCUUAUACGUGAGAGGGAUGAAGGAGGUGAGAAUGACGGAGUUCUUGGUGUGCCUAUGGGCACGCUUGUCAGUGCAAUGGCCGAUGUGGGCAAUAACUGGGAGCGAGCCCCGCUACGACAUUCGGAAGGCCGCGAAGGUUGGGAAGAAUCUCUCGUUGGAUGUCUCAAAGAUCACGCGAACUUUGGAAACUUCCCGCGGAUACGCGAGAUCCUCACCCAACUUUUGUUCAGCCCAGAGUCCACGAACGAGCCGUCGACAUCUUCUGUAGCCUCUCAACCAUCUAGCCCUGUUCCCAUGCCCUUGAAGACCCCGGCGGAUCCCAACCGACGUGCGCAAGAGUACCUAACAGAUUCUAUCUCUGCGUCCGCUUCUAGCACGUCAGACGACGAGGCUUUUCAGGAGCCUGAGGAGCCAGUGUUUGAGGAGAACGAGCCCGAGAUCACUUUCACUCGCGAAGACCAGCCUUAUGAUGGCGUAGUGAGCAACCUCCAGUGGGACGAAGACUUAACAUCAGGUCCCUCGCAAGUAGGCCGCGUGCAAAGCCAACGGUUUCUCGUGCCAGGACCGCGUCGUCAACUCACUCGUGCUUCUACGACCUCGAUCGCAAUUCCUACUACACCUACUCCAACAGCGGAGGAACGCACGCCUUUGCUGAGCGCAUCCCCUGUCGAGUCUUAUGUUGUCAACGCAGUCGAUCCCCCGGCUGCAGUGCAAACGACCUUAAAUGUUCAAAGUGCUGUUUCUAGUCUAGUAGCGCGCAAGCCCUCCCAGCGGAGCAUGCGAGCAGGGAACACGAAAGCACCCACGGGACACAGCACAUUCGGUCAAACACUAUUCAAUGCCAUUGCCAUCUUGUUAGGCAUAGGCAUGCUAUCCGAGCCAUUGGCAUUCGCCUUCGCCGGUUGGAUUGGUGGUACAGCGAUCAUCAUCUCCUACGGCUUGAUCACCUGCUAUACUGCCAAGAUCCUCGCCCGUAUCAUCUUGAGUGAUCCCCGUUUGAAGUCUUACUCGGAUAUCGGUCGAAAAGCUUUCGGUCCUCAGUCUGGCCCGUGGAUCAGCGCCAUAUUCUGUCUGGAACUGUUUACCGUCAGGUCAGCACAGCUCAAUCUCACGAUUGAGAUGAUGCUCGGCAUUGAGACCGGCCCCAUUUUCGCCGAUGACCAUGGGGCGAAACCCACCUCUCAGGACAUGGAAUCAGCUGUCACCAACACCAAGGGCGGUCGAACAUUGAACCACAUCUUGACUGCCGUUGAACGUGCCUUAUUCACGCUGUGCUCCGUCGUGGUGUCGAUUUUUGUGCCGGAAUUUUCUUCCAUGAUGGCUUUCCUCGGUGCAUUCUCCUCAUUCUUGCUGUGUGUCAUUGGACCCAUCUCCGCGAAGAUUGCCCUUGCCCGACGUUGCGGUUUCUGGGACGGGUUCCUACUCGUGACUGGGGUCAUCAUGGCCGCAUGGGGUACGAUUGCGGCAUUCUGGUCGAUGCAGUAA